Molecule: messenger RNA, 9606 nt
Organism: Xyrichtys novacula (pearly razorfish)
Lineage: Eukaryota; Metazoa; Chordata; Actinopteri; Labriformes; Labridae
Source: the annotation of a GenBank genome assembly
CCCUCUGCCCGGCCUCUCCUGCUAGCCAGCAGGCUAGGCUAGCUGAGCGGCUAGCAUCUUUCCUCAGUGUAAUUAGUUGAGACGCACCGGCUCCAUCCACAUCACGGUGCUGUUAGGACUGAACCGACCCCGUUUAAAUCCCCCCCAGCACACAGACAGAGCGCUCACAGCACAGGGACACACAACACAGGCUUCACAUUAUCAAUCACUGAAGAUGAUUAAGCUCUUUUCCCUGAAGCAGCAGAAGAAAGACGAGGAAUCUGCUGGAGGAAACAGGACAGGAGCCGGGGGGAAAAAAGCCAGCGCGGCCCAGCUCCGAAUACAGAAAGGUAGGCUAGUUACCAACACCAGAACCCGCUUAGCUGCCGCUGGUCACCCACGAACCUCAGGGUGACACGACCCCGUUUACUGUCCAACAUAGAGAAAUACAGAAUGAAAUCAGGACAUAAUAACUCACUGGGGCUAACAGCUAGCAGGCUAACGCUAGCAUGAAGUAGUGUUAGCUAACCACGGCUAGCUUGUUCUAUAUUUGAAAACAAAACGCAGACAGCCAGUCAAGAGCUGCUUCAUAUCAGACCGUUAGGGGCUAACACGUUAGCACACAGCUAACACUAAACAACGUCUAACCCGGGACAUUACUAACUAACUAUUAAUCGAAUGUAGCCUUUAAUUACAAGGUUUCUCAGGUUGAUUUUCAGGCUAAGGAAAGAUAGCUUUACCUGGCUAACUUGCUGUGUCAGCUCUGUUUAUUUGUCUGUUAGGUUAUACACGUCUACAUUCACAGGUUAACGACACUUUGAUGAGCAGAUAACAAGCUAAACUUAGUGUCAGUUAACGUUUUCACUCCUUAUUGAAAAAGAAAAAGUGAUUCCUGUUCUUCAGAGACUCACUGUCAGCCUGACUGAAACACACCUUUACGCACAGGUGAUGACAAACCCUUCAGGUAUUGAGUUAAUGUGAGAAACUGCGGGGUGCUUCCUCCUUAGUCUGUGGGCAGAUAAACACAAUGCAGCUCCUCCUGUGAUGUCCGGGGAUGGACACACCCGAUGGGCAGGUGUGGAGAGCCAGGUGAAUUCAACAGUCUGACAUUCAGCCAUUCAUUCAUCCUUCACAUCAAGGUUACACUGAAGUAAGAGCUGUAUGUGUAAAGUAGGGAUGUAACGAUAUGAAAAUUUAACAUCACGAUUAUUCUGACCAAAAUUAUCACGGUUAUCAGUAUUAUCACAGUAGUAUUGAAAUAUGUUCAAAAUGUUUAAAAAGUACUUAUACAUGCCCUGAAAUCACUUUAAGUUUUAUUUUGAAAAAAAAACAAAAAAAACAAUCCAAAUUUCACGCACAAUGAACUUUUCCUCAACCUGAAAUAACAGAGUAACGAUAAGCUUAAAAAAUUAAAGACGGGGCCUUAAAAGAGCCAGAGGUAAUCAACACUAGUACUAGUAAUAACAAAGUACAAAGUAAUGUGCCAGUGGCAGAAAUAUUAACAUAAUAACAAAUAAAUAAAAGUUAAAUAAAAUGACUUUCCUUAUUGUGCAAAUUGUAAGAAUCUUCAGUGCUCAAAAAGAUCCACUCUUACAAAUAUAAAACAGAGCAUCACAAUUAUAUGAAACAAUACAACCACAUGUAUACAAAGGUGUAGUGCAGGUCUUUAAAAUAACAAAAUAUGUGAGCAAAUCAAAUGAACCACACUGAGUGUCAGUUUUCUCCACCAUAUGGUGCUGCUCAUAGACUGUAUACACUAUGGACAAGUUGGUCCCGCCUCCCGCCAGUAAACGGAUUUGAAGCCAAGAAGCUCGUGGUAUUUCCGGGAUUUUUCUUCAUUUCCUGAAACCAGCGCUGCGCAGUAGCGUUGUACGCAUUCGGCGGGAGAGUCGCUGUGAUGACGCUCGGCUCAAACAGCGUAUCCCGCGGGUGAGCUACACAAUCCCUGAACGCCCAUAGGCUGUAUCAGGUGUCAAUCAAAGAAAACAUGAACUCCCUAAUAACUUUUAAAAAACGGAGCUUCACAGAAAGAGAGGACUAGAGCACAAACUAGUCUUACUGUAACUACAUGUCAACACUGCAAGCAGGGGGAGAAACAUUUAUGUUCUCUGUAAUAAAUUUCUAAAGUUUGUCCACAGCCCCAUAAGCUUCGCUGGCGGAGGCGGGAUUUAUGACCUGUACUGCAACCCGUCACCAGAGGGUACUGUUCUCGGAGUGGCUUCACCCAACGAGGAGGCAGACUCUGUCCAUUCUUUAUACAGUCUAUGGUCAUGAUCUGCGAGGGGAAACGAUGUGCCCGCUGGCACUGAAUAGCCUCUCGGAUGGCACGCUGGUUGCUGGGACGCACAAAAGCUUCCUGACAACCCUUUGUAGAAGCCGAAAUACGCCCAGAUUUCGGACUUUGUUUUAUUUGACAGCGAAAAAAUCUCUGCAACACGGUCGGCAGAACUGCCCGCAAAACUGCCAUCCACCACUGAGCAGUCUGUGAGCUUUUCUAGAGUGCGGCAAUCAAACAUGGUUUUAACGGUAAUUAAAAAUUGAAACUGUAGUACUAACCAUCAGAUAUUUUACCGCGGUUUAUCAUUUUACAGAUAAUCGUUACAUCCCUAGUGUAAAGUGAGCUGGUUGUAAAAGUGAGAUGGAUUUCUGACAGGGUGACAACAACCUGUUUUUUUUUUUUUUUAUAUAUGUUUAUUAAAUUUUCCAGAAACAAAACAAGAACACAUGACAAAAAAUAAACAAACAAACAUACAUUUGCCUCACACACACACAUUUAAGUUCAAAUGUAAACAGGUGAGAGAUUCAGGUAUCAUAUUAUAAAAAUAAAAUAAGUAGAAUAAAAGUAAAAUAAAUCAAGUGUACAAUGCCAUGCAUAAUACAUUCAUAUGUUCAAAUAAAGGUUCAGAGAGGCAAAAACAUUAGUUAAGUAGGGCGUCAUUUUCAAGGCAGCACGCUCAUAGCUAUGAUACAAACUCUCUCGCAAGAAAAGUAGAAAUAUUUAAACCAACAUAUGACACAAAGGGUUCCCAUGUUUUCAUCUUUGCAGUGUAGUUUACAUGUCAGGUAGUCCAAUGCAACGUACUCAAGAGUCACCCUUUGAUAGAUAGAUAUAUAGAUAGACAGACAGACAGACUUUAUUGAUCCCAAACUGGGAAAUUCACAAAUUGCCACUGGAUUGCCACUCCAAUCCAGUUUAAGACUUCCUAGCACAGAACGCAAGUGUUUGAUGGAGUUUCCUUCUAUAUUUAUCGGUGAUGGACAGAUCAGAUAUGCCAACUAGCAGACAUAAAGGAUUAUUAUUUGUAUUAGUAGAUAGAAUCUUAUUAAUUUCCUGUCCAAUAACUUGCCAGAACUGUUGUAUUUCCCAACAAUAACACAAACAAUGUGUGAGGCUACCAGUUUCUAUUUUACACUUGGGGCACAACAGCCUGUUGACUACACAUUAACAGCUGACUUUGUUACCAGCUUAAAAUAAGUUAACAUGAAUGCUGUUACCCACAUCAAAGAAACUGUGUGCAGUGUUUAGUUACAUCUAUCAGAGCAAACUUUGUCGAAAUGGAAUACAAUCUUCAUCAGUUUAAAUUAGAGUAUAAUUACCCGGAUAAUAAUAUAAUAAUACUCUUCCUAAAAUUACUUUUGGUCAGCCUGAUAUGAUUGUGUCUGCUUAGUGCACAGAUCACUGAAGCUACUGUAAUUUGAUCCUGUACAUUUGGCUGAACUGGACCUUUACUGAUAACUAUAUCAGUAUUAAAGCUUAUUAAGUUUUACUUAUUUACAGGGACAAACACUCUCUACUCCAGUGUUUGUCAUACACUCUGAUUUUCGCUCUCUUCAGAGUCUUGGGGGGGGAAAAAAAUAUGAGAAGGCAUCACUUUAGACUUUUUGCACUUAGUACUCUUUUUCCAAUGUUUUCUGACAAUCAUAAUGAGUUAGUUAGAUUGGCAUUGCUAAUAAACUGAUAUAUCUGACUAUCUGUUGUUUUUCUCUGUGUGUUUUGUGCCGGUUUGUGUUUCAGACAUCAAUGAGUUGAACCUGCCAAAAACGUGUGAGAUCAACUUUCCUGAUGACGAUGACCUCCUUAACUUCAGACUCAUCAUUACACCAGACGAGGUCGGUUUUUGUGUAUGACUGUGUGUGUGGGAAGGUGUUCCUGUUUUGCUCAGGGAAUACUUUUUACCUGUCGUACUCUGGCUUGUGAACGAGCUGCGAACUUAUGAGGUUUUUUUUUUUCAAAAUCUUACUAACCAGGAUAGCUUUGCAGAACAUCACACCUCAAUAUCAAUUCUAAUGAUAAAAUCUGAAUUAAGUGAAGAAACUCUGAAUUGUGAAGUGAAGAAAUUUGUAAAGUGAAACAAAAAUGCGGUGCAGUAAGACAGUUAAACACAGUAAAGUAAAAGUUAUACACAAGAGAGUGCAGGAAAGAUUCACCGUCAGGAUCAGUUAAGAAAUUCAGGAGAAUCCAUCAAAACUCCUCUGUUAUGUGAAGAAUAGAAACACGGUGAAGGGACAAAUGAGAAGCUGUAGAGUGCAGCACAGUCACACUGUAGAGUGCACUAACUAAACACAGUAGAGUGUAUUGAGAUAAAUAGGCCGUGGUGUGCACCAAAGAAACACUGCAGGGUGCAGUAAAGGAGUAGUAAUGUGCAGAGGAGUGUAAACACAGUCAAGUGCAGUUGUAAAAUGCAACAGUUUGCAAGAAAGAAACAAAGUAGAAUGUGAUUAAGAAAUGCUGUAAAAUAUAAACAGUAAAGAAGAGGGCAGAGAUGGGUGCAUCAGUUAAGUAUCGCAGUGAAGAACAUGAGGAAAAUGCAGAAUGCAAUAAAUAAACUCAGUAUGAAGCAGCUGAGUAACGCAGUAAAGUGCAGUAAAGAAAUGUAGUGAAAAUUCAAGACAAAAAAGAAAAUGCAAUAAAUAAAGAAACAAGGAAAUGUGAGGAUGAGAAAAUUGGUAUUGUGCAGUAAGAAGUAAGAAUAGUGCAGUGAAGAAAUAUGUUAGAAUGCAAUUCAGUGUAGAGUGUCAGUAAGAGCGUUGUGAGAUGCACAUGAGAGUACAGUAAAGACACUCAGUAAAGUGCAAUAAAAAAACGUUAGAUCUCAGAUACAAACACGGUUAUAGACGGGUUUCUGUGCAACGUCAUCGCAGGUAUGUGCGUGCAGCCAGGGGGCAGAAAGCGGGACGUUCCUUAUUUAUUUACAAGCAGAGUCAACAGAGAAAGAAAAUGACAAGGAGCUGUUGUGCUGUAAACUGGACGAAUCGGCAAAACAAACAAUCGGCAAACAUUACGACCCUGCUCCUGAGAUUAGAAACAUCUAAAACAACAUGGACAUUUCAGCAAGUGUUUUUCUGAUUUUGAUGCAUUGAAAGACAAAGCGAUUUUUUAAUGAAAGGAUAUUUCUUUGCAAUUGUGUCAGAGAGAACUUGCAAACAAUACAGCAUCUUCAUUGAUAUCAGUUCACUCCAAAGCAGGCUUUGCCCCCCUGGUUGCGCACGCACCUAGUAUUGUUUGUACACAAGAAACUGUUUAUUUGGUUACAGUGGAAAUACGAAUUAGAGUGCUGCUGUAAGAGGACAAAAGUUAAAAUAUACAGUAGAGUAUGUUUAAAACACAUCAGAGUGCAGUUGUGAAAUACUGUUCAAUGCAAUAAACAUCACUGAACUGAAGAAGCAGUUUGCGUAAAAUAUGUCUGUAGUUUGCAAUUGACAAACACCAAGAAGUCAAAUUAUGAGAGCAGAAGAGACUCGCAGACAUCGAAGAAUUGUGGCAGAGUGUGGAAAAGGAAUGAAGUAUUGUGCGUAUCAUAAUGAUGUUCAGAGGGGUAUAAAAACAGACUGAAGUGAAAAGAGGGCAGAGAGUUGUAAAGAAAUGUUAUGAAACUGACUGGAAUAGUAAAGAAAGGUAGUAGAAGAAGCGUCACCGGUUUCUGAAAGAUUUGAUUACAGAGACAAGUGAUUUCCAAAAAUGAAAGGUCACAUAAUACAAAAAAAAUUACUGUCAUACAACCUUUAGUUUCAUCAUAACCUUUAGUGACAGACUGUUGUUAUAAUCUUAUUUUACUGCUUGUUUGUCAAGGCUUCAUCUGAAAGUUAAAUAUAACUAAGAAAUAAACGCAGUGCCAUUGUUGUUUCUGUAAAUACCGUUCAGAGUGUUUUAUCUGUGCGUUCUUGUAUUGCAGGGUUUUUACAAAGGAGGAAGAUUUGUCUUCAGCUUUAAGGUGAGAAACACUGAGCCCGUCAAUGUGAACCUCAGUUUCUGUGUUUAAAACAAACAAAUAAACGUGUGUGUGUGUGUGUGUGCGCUUACAGGUAGGACAGGGUUACCCCCAUGACCCCCCCAAGGUAAAGUGUGAGACGUUGGUGUAUCACCCCAACAUCGACCUGGAAGGAAACGUCUGCCUAAAUAUCUUAAGGUCUGUUUACCGCUGUUCAAACUGUGAAUAGUUUUUUUCACCUCUCCUAAAUAACCACAGCACCUAUUUUUGCUGAAGCAUUCACUUCUGGACAAAUUUCCUUUUACAUAUAAGUUAUUAUUAGUUUAUUUCUGUGUACUCAUUUACUUGUAGAGUGCAGCAGUUGUUGUCCAUUAGCUUUAGCAUGGAAGCCAGUAAAGAUCUAUUUCACCUUUCAGUAACAAUCCAAAUAUUGAGAACAAGAUUCACUUCAAAUAUAAGAUUUUCAUAGAAUGACCUAAAAUCUAAAAACUUUCUUCUUUUUAUAUUUAUUGUGGUUAUAAAAGCAGGUGCUGGGGCCCAGAAUCUCAAAUAUAUUAGCAAUUAAUUCAAAUACGUUAGAAAUCAAAUGUUUUGCUCUUGUGUUGUUAACAUGCAGUCAGCUUAUAAAUAAAGUAAAGUUUUGUCUGUUUUGUGUUCUUGUCCACAGAGAGGACUGGAAGCCUGUGUUGACAAUAAACUCCAUCAUCUACGGUCUACAGUAUCUAUUUCUAGUGAGUAAAACACAAUCACAUUUUUUAUAGAUCACAUUUGAAGGGAGAGUCACCGCAGACGGUUUCUGCAGCUGCAUCGGGUGUGAAAACUGAUCCUGAAACUAAAGCCUGGAACAAAAACUUUACAGAGUCCACACAUGAGGACUAAUGAUGACAGAGUGGCAAAUGUAGUAUCUGUAGUGUGAUGUUGUCUGCAACAAUGUGGUGAUCAGACACACUGAAAGACUCUGUCAGCAGCAGCUAGAGUCCUGAGUCACUCUCUCACAGUCAAGCGUGAUUUUAUGCUGCAUUCCAGUUGAAUUCGGAAGUCAGGAUUUCCAAGCUCUGAGUCAGAAAUUCAUCCGGAACGGCCCCCUGAAGUCGGCUUUCUGACUCGGAAAGUCGGAUGAUCCUCGCCAACCCCGACUUGACGGCAAUGUCAUAAUUCAAGAUGGCAGUGCAGUGCAUUAACAGUAAAGAGUAACAGUAAAAGCUCUCGUAAUGUAUUAUUUUUUUUUUUUGUGAAAUUAAAUAAGUGGUAACUGUGAACACGGUGCUAUGGUGUUCGUAAGAGGAAAAUACUGUGUUGUGCCUUGUUUACAACUGGUAUAGCUAACAACAACUAGCAACCGCCGACAACGACUAACAACAGUUGACAACCGCUAACAACAACUAACAACGGCUAAUGACAGCUGACAAUCAUAAACAACAGCUAACAACAGGUAACUGUAAGCGCCCAUCUUGGUUUUCCGACUUGUUAACUGGAAUGCAGUCAACUCGGGUUUAACGCCGUUUUGAGCUCCGACAUCUAAUUUCCGAGAUAACUGGAACGCAACAUUAGAGUUCACAUUUCAGUUGUUCAAUUGAACACGCUGACCAAACACUCAUGUUGUUGCUGUGUAUCAACAAGUGGAUUCUAUAUUCCAUCUUGCGUUUACUAUUGUUGCUAUGGUUGCAUUUGUAGUUCUUCAGCUAGCUCACCUCCUGAUUGGCUAUUGAGUAGUUACACAGGGGAGAGAAGAGGAAUCUCUGGAGACAAUCAUUGCAGCCAUCUGAUUAUCGGGCCCUUGCAGAGUUUUUGACUUAAGGGGGGAAUCCAACCGAAAGUCAGCACAAUUAUCUUGUAGUAUGAGUCCUGCUUAGGAGAUAAACACAAGUGUAUUAAUGAAACCUCCUCCCUCUCAUCCCCUCCUAUCCUCUGCAGGAGCCUAACCCUGAGGACCCAUUGAACAAGGAGGCGGCAGAGGUCCUGCAGACGAACCGGCGGCUCUUUGAGCAGAACGUCUUUCGCUCUCUGAGGGGGGGCUAUAUUGGCGCCACCUAUUUCGAGAGGUGUCUUAAAUAACUCGGCGUCCCAUGAUCCUCGAGACCCCCCCCCUCCCCACUCCUCACCUCCCUCUCCUCCCCCUUUUCCUCACCUCCCCUCCCCCUCCAUCCUUUUCCCCUCCUCAGCCCUGCUCGUUGGCAGAAGCAGGAGCUGCAGUGGCAGAAAGCAGCACGCCAGAAGACGCUUUUCUGUUUGAAAUCAAAAGAUGAAGACGCCCCACCCUCCCCUCUCCCUUCCUUUGUCUCCCCCUACUCCCCCCUCCCUCUAUCUUUCUCUCUGUUUUACUUCCAAGACGCAGCAUUUGACAGUUUACAUGCCACAGGGGGACGCCGACACAUGACACACACACGAACUGGACUUGAAAAGAUGGACGACUGUGAGCGGCAGCCGAUGAGGGUGGGGACGGAAGCGGGGAGGGAGGGGGAGGUGAUAUGGUUGUUCAGUGAAUGUCGCUGGGAUGCGUUUAUGAUUCAGAAAACGCCAUGACACUGAUGAUGAGAAUGAUGAUGAUGAUAGCCACAUGAUUUUCCUUUUUUUAAUUUAGUGGGUGUGUGUGUAUGUGUGUGUGUGUGUGUGUGUGUGUGUUUGUGGCGCUGACACCUGCAUCCGUCACACAGGAGGCCAGGAAGACACGCCCUCUUCCCCUUGUUAUAUGGCAGCAAACUCCAAAACCAAGAAUAACAUAUAUUUCAGAAAGAGGGGUUUUUUUGCUUCUUCAAAAAAUGCAUGGAGCCUCAUGGAAGCAGAUGAGCCUUGAAGAGUUUUCGACAUCAACUCAGCUCGCUUUUAUUCACAGCUUAAGGGUGUUCAGUCAAGGGGAGGGGGGCUUGUUUGUUGCAUUGAAAUCAUGCACGCCUUAAAAGUUACCUAAAGCUAGACAGCCGCAUGGUUUUCAGACUGUGAUGACUCGGCAGUUUGGAGAGGGGCCCAUGAGAGUGGGUGUGGCUCAUGUGCACAUGGGGGCGGGGCUUAUGAGCCACAGCGGACAUAGAUGUGAAAGUUUAGUUGGGUUGACAGGUGUUCAUUUUAAAUAUUAAAAUCUGAAAUACUUUGGAGUUUGCUGCCGUUUCAAACUCACUUCUGCGCAUGUACACACAUACACUCACACACACACACACACACACACUCAAGUGUCGGAGGGCGGAGCGUCAUGUCGGGGGGCGGGGAUCAAUGUGUUUGUUUAAAGGAGUCAGGGUGGGCGGGGUUUGGGAGGGGGAGGGGCUUUUUUGGUUUUCAGUUGGGUGGGUGGGAGGGUUUGGGGUUGGGUCAUAAAGGGGCAGGGCUUAAAAUGUUAUGAUUCUAUUGUGUAUAUUGAAACCCCAGCUGUUCACAUUGACUGCAAUAUGAUUUAUGUUAAAUAAAAUAUGAACUUGAAUGAUUA